GUUCACUUCAUUCCGGAACAUAUCCAGGUUAAUAUCUCGUUUGUUUUGUGCUGAUAUUAUAAAGACACAGAAUGACGGAAGAACUGGACAUGGUCAACCGAGACCCCAACAACAUCAAUGACCAUCUCAAGGUCACUUUUGAGGAUAUUUUGGCAGAACCAGAGGGCGCUCACAGUCUUGACUGCGUUUGGAAAUGUUCAUACAGAUGCUUCAAUUGCUGGAAGGACCUUUGUUACUACAUUCUGACCACAAUGUUCGGGAUCUGUAUCGCCGCAGAGUGGGGAUGUGAGUUCGCAUAUGUAUCAUUCGUACAUAUCUGGUACGUGACACCCAUGUUCAAACUCCUCGAGAUCAACUGCGCGUGCAUGCAAAAGUUGUACGGCCUGUGUAUUCAUUGUUGUAUGGAUCCAUUCUGUGAGGCAAUGAGUAUUAUGUUCUCGCCAUUCAAACGCUAAAGGGACUGCGAUCAACAUGACAUACCCCGGCUACGACACCACUCCGGGAAAUAAUUCCGUUUUAUAAUUUAUUCAGACCUGUUGGAGACGUGAAUGGUCUUUCGAACAAGGAAGCGGCGCACAUUGACCUUCUUUAUAACACACUACUAACAAUAUAUCUAUCAAUUACCAGUGUAAAAGUGGUCCCCACAAAACAUGGAACGAAUCUGACAAAAGAACUCGUUGGUAAAAUUAGCCAUUAUUUUUAUUGAUUACAUUGAUACGAUAUCGGCUGAAAUAUUUCCAUAAGUGAAUAAAGGAUAAAUUGUGAUGAUCUAACUUGAUUUUUAUGUUUUGAUAAAAUUCAUCAAUUAAACAUGUAAACUACAUGGGCUAUAUUUUGUGUGGUAUGUACUCAUUCUCGUCUUUUUACUUUUAUCAUUUUCUGUAUUAUUAUUGUUAUAGAUUUACAUGUAAAAUAUUUAUAAUAAAUGUCCAUCACUGAUAUCA
Messenger RNA from Pecten maximus, 944 nucleotides. RefSeq names its product caveolin-1-like. The record is from RefSeq and is a predicted model, not a curated record. Gene Ontology annotation, biological process: caveola assembly. Lineage: Eukaryota; Metazoa; Mollusca; Bivalvia; Pectinida; Pectinidae. Gene Ontology annotation, molecular function: molecular adaptor activity. The transcript is spliced from 2 exons. The coding region runs from base 72 to 455 and encodes 127 amino acids. Gene Ontology annotation, cellular component: caveola.